CGUCGUAUAACAAGUCCGUGCAGAAAUAAAGGGACAUUAUAUGGAACAUCCUCAGGCAUGCGGCUGAGAAGAGGCAAGGCGAAGAAGAAUGAUUAGAUUAGUAAACCAUCCAGUAUAAGAUACGUUGUAUAAAAAUGGCAGAAGAGAUAGAGUUUACCGAGGAUGAAAACCCUUUUAAAUUGUGCGUGCUCUGUGCAACUGACUUGAAGGAUAAAUCUCCAAAAUUACUUCCAUGUCUACACACAUUGUGCAACCCUUGUUAUAAGACGCUCUUUCAGGUUCUGAAACCUGAAGACCCUACGCUCGAUGGCUCGAAAAAUGAAACUGAACCAGAAAAGGACAAUUCUGAUAAAACAGACACAUCUGGAGGGGGAGGCGGUGACCCCACACCGUUAGACGCGGAUGCGUGCCUUGUUGUGGAUCUUGAAAAGCCGGCAAACGGUGAUACCACUAAAAAAGAUGGUGAGAAAAGUAUUGACAGUUUUGCUGUGUCCUGUCCUGCAUGUAGUGCUGCAGUUGAUAAAACCCUGGUCAUUGACAAUCUGUUCGUGAAUCUUGAUGCAGACACACCAAUAGUUAUUGACGAAGAUGAGGAAGAGAAGGAAGAAGUUCACAAAUGUACAGCAUGUGAUGAGAAUGAGGAAGCGUCAUCCUUCUGUCUUGAUUGUAGGGAAUGGUUGUGUGAUCAGUGUGUUUUUGCACACAAGCGUGUACGAAUCACUAAAGAUCAUUCAAUCUCUCCGAAAAGUGAACUUAAAAAAGAUGAUGAACCUCCAGUCACAAAGGGACAGAAAAGUAUGUUCUGUCGUACACAUAAGCAUGAGCCGUUAAAAUUAUUUUGUGAAACAUGUGAUAAAUUAACUUGUCGAGACUGCCAACUUUUAGAACAUAAAGAUCAUAGGUACCAGUUCAUGAAUGAGGCUAUCUCAAAACAACGUGAAAUUCUACAGCAUGUGGUUGUCAAAGUUAAACAAAAAUUACAAAAUUACAAUCAAGCGGACAAAAUACUCCAAGCUAAAAACCAGGAAUUAAAGACAAAGUUGGAAGAUGUAUGUGACAAUAUCAGAAAUGUGACUGAUACACUUGUUAAUGAAAUAAAAUCACAUUCAGAAAAGUUAGUGUCUCAUUUGGAGAAGUACAUUAGUGGUAAGACCUGUGUCAUCUCUGAUAAACAGAGGUUAGUGAACGACGCUGUGUUCCGAAUGAAACAUUCUGUACUAUUUGUGGAAAACGCCCUGACGUUGGGCGAUGACCUAUCCAUUCUAUACACAAAAGGUUCGAUGAUGAAAGUCCUCGACCAACUAUCCCGCACUGGCAUUCCAUUUCAUCCUAGCAUUCUCAACUAUGCCAUCACAUUUGAACAUGAAAAAGACUUCCUUCUGAAAAACAUCAUCAAAGUGGGCCAUUUGGUAAUUGAUGGUACUAAUUAUCCAAAUUCGUGGCCAGCAGGUCAUGUGACAUCACAACCCACCUCUAUGCCCCUUCCUAGUGCUGCUUAUGCGACCAGCACUCCUCACUCUCAUGCUCCAAACAUGACUGUACCGCACCGACCAGCAAUUCCAGGCUUUGAAAGCGUUGCAGCUCGAGUCCCACCAAAUAUAUACAACCACAUUAAAAACCAAGUGAAGAAUUAUCCACCCGAGAAACAACGAGAAAUGUUUCAGAAAAUGGUUGAACAGUACCAACUUCGACAACAGCAGAAGGCAAUGCAGCAGUUUCGGCAGCAACAGCAGCUACAGCAGCAACACCAGGGGCCACAGGGCAUCUACGGUGGGAUUCUAGGCGGCUCAAACUACACCCAGGUAGCAGGGCAGGUUCCGGUUAUAGAGGCCACGCGUAACCUCAGCAACAUCACUAAUGGCGGUAUGCCAGUGCGUCCUCCUAUGUCAAGUGCAUCUAACAGAUUCCCCGCCAGUGGCGCCAUACACAAUUUGGCCAGUAUGAAUGCAACGUUCUAUAACCCUGCAGCACCAAGUCGGCCCUCUGCUCCUUCAGUGAAUCGCAAUCAACCACCACCACCAGCUUACAGCAGACCCAUGGUACCCCAAGGUAUGAAUGCAUAUGCCAUGCAGCAACAAAACUUGCCAAAGCGUAGCACGGCCCCUGACCUGUCUGGAUCGGGUGGUUACAGUGCGCCACGAUCGGGCAUGUGUCAGGAGGCGUCUGGGCCGACGCAGGGUGGGUACCGCCAGAGGCAGCAAGUGUCAACUGAGGGGCAGCACCAGCCAUGUAGCCCCACCGGCUCUUGGCAUGCAACUAUCUGUGAUCUUACCAAUAAAUAUCUGCCCUCCACGCAAUCAGGCCCCAAAUCAUUUGAGCAAACCAGAUCCCCAGGUGCACAGGCUGCCUCUCAUGCCAACCAGACCCCAAGUCCAGCUGGGGCAGGAUUUGACCAAUCUGGGGGCGCCAGCCAAGGCGGGACCAGAGUCACCCCUGACCUGCCGCCGGCCACCAGUAGUAGUGCUGAAUCAGGACAGGCAGUAGGAUCGGUCACCAACAGCCAUGUAAAACAGGAGUUUACAGAAUUUCCCCCUUGUUCCUUUUCACAGCAACAGUCACAGUCUUCAGGGACAGUACUUCUGCCAUCGCAGCCACCUCCGCCCCUUGUACACAUGAAACCUCCCGUGGCACCAGUGGGGGGAGGCAAGACGAUGCCGGUCCCUAACAAUAAUGACCCUAAUGAGGACUACUGUGCAGUGUGUCAGAACGGGGGCGACCUUUUAUGUUGUGACAAGUGCCCUAAGGUGUUUCACUUAAAAUGUCAUGUCCCCGAGCUGAACACUUACCCAAGGUACGUCCAUGGAGAGUGGAGUUGUAUCCUGUGUGCUACGGAAGACGACCUGUGUCUGACACAAAAGGAGAACAAGGACUUCACUAUUGUACCAGGCACUGGGAAGAGAAAAGCUCCCACUGGGCUCACAGACAAUGAAAUCAAGGCCUGUGAACGUAUACUGCUAGAGCUUUACUGUCACCAGAAAAGUACUGUGUUCCAUGAACCUGUCAGCAAAGCGGUGCCCAACUACUACAAGAUCAUCACCAACCCAAUAGACUUUGGUAAAAUCAAAUGUAAACUGCAGCGACAGAACUUCAACCACUACAACGCCGUGGAUGAAUUCAUCUCGGAUAUGCUGCUAGUGUUCAGAAACUGCAGAACUUACAAUGAUGUAAGUUCCACGGCCCAAGUACAUAACAUCAAAGCAACUUCCGAGAUUUGGAAGCAUGGUAAGAUGGUUGAAGAGGAAUUUGAGACCUUUGUACAUCGCUUCCUACCAUGUUAUGUGGAAGUUCUUGAUGAGGAACGGGAACGACCAGCAAUAUCAACCUCCCCACAGGAUCCUGCAUCCAAGAAGAAGCGGUCAGAGGAUUCUGCUAUUCAUUUCUUCUAAAGUUUUCUAGCCAAGAUUAUCUUCACAGGGAUGUAUCUGAGGACUUACUAGUGAAUGUCUUCAUCCAGUCAUCACAUAUUUAAGUUCCUCAGCAAGCUUGUGUCACAUCAAUGGUUGGCCGAUUCUUCGUUGAACAUGUUUAGUGCUAACAGUGAAAACUAGUUGUAAUUAAAAACUUUUAAAGGCCAGUAGGUGCAUGUAUAGAAUGAAAACCAAAAAAUUGCAAGCCAAAAUUUGCAGUGUUAAAUGUCACUAUUUAACAAGUAAGAAUACAUUUGACAUUGUUGUGUUACGCUGUGUUCUACCUUGACUACAGGGGAAAAUUAUCAUAUCAAAACGUGUAGAAUGUGUUUCUACAAGCAAAUCACUUCUUGAUGGCUAAGAUUAGAACUACAGCAGUAGAGUUAUAACUCUGUAAGGAAGUUGAGACUUUUCCGUUUGCCCAUUUCUUUCUGUCUGUCUCGGAACUUACUGCAUUUUGCCACCUGUCUGUCUAUCUGUCUGUCUCGGAACUUACUGUAUUUUGCCACUCUUCUGUCUGUCUGUCUAGGAACUUACUGUAUUUUCCCUCUCUUCUGUCUGUCUGUCUGUCUCUGAAGUGAAUGUUUUUGUCCACUCUUCUGUCUAUCUGUCUCUAAACUGAAUGGAUUUGUCCACUAGUACUUCUCUUUCUGUCCAUCUCUGGAUGUAUUUAAUUCCCUCUGUUAUCACGGAAGUCCCUUCAUUUAUAUAAAUGAGGCAGUUCAAAGUUACAUCCAGUUCUUGAUAAAUGAGGCAGUUCAAAGUUACAUCCAGUUCUUGAUAAAUAAGACAGUUCAAAGUGAUAUCCAGUUCUCUGAGAAUACUAUUAUAGUGUGUCAUAUAUCUCUUAGAACAUGUGUAUUACCUACUAUACUGGAGCAUGUGAUACCAGUUAUGUGGAUGACCUUUGACCUUUUAUAUAUUUAUAUUUUUCCAUCCUCAAAAUGGUCAUUCAGUCGUCACUGUUGAAUUUAAAAGUUGAUUACUGUGCUGUUAUGCUCCGAAUCUCAUCAUUAAUAAUUCUUUUGGCAAUGGAAUCGGUUAGAAGAUUGCAAUAAACACCGGUUAGGGAUGAGGGUUGACUUGAGAACAGUAUUAACAUAAUUUGUAAUAAAUAUUUCUUUGGUAUAGAUUUCACUUUCUUGCAUGCUACUCUAUUGGAACACCUUGGUAUGUAUGAAUUAGUUAUUUAUUUUGUAGGUUGGACAAAAGUGUUUUGACAGAGACAUCAGGAUUCAGACCUGAUACGUGUAAUAUUUGAGGAAAUGGCAUGAGUGAAUGAGAGUUAUUGAGAAAUAUGCAGUACUUUGAGUAUAUAUACAAAACUAAUCUGUAUUGUGUUAAAUGUUGUGUAGACUAGUACACAAUUCACCAACUUACAAUUAAACCAUGGUGUUUGGUGAAAGAAAAUGGCACAUUUUCAUUCCUACUAUUUUAUAUUGUCAGGCAGUAGCAUAAAUGAAAUUGUUUAAAAUUUGAGGUUGUUUUUCACUACAAAGUGGUAUUACUGGAAAUAAUGAGAGCGAAAAAGGCUGUAUUUCAUUAUAUUUUGAUAUUCAUCUGAUCCAGGGUAUGUUGGGCUGCGUUGGCCAAGUGGUUAAGGUGUCCCAACAUUUUAUCACUAGCCUUCAAAACACACUGGGGCUGUUGCCUGGUACUGACCAUAGGUCAGUGGUUUUACUUUGGGUACUCUGGUUUUUCUCCACCUCCAAAACCUGGCACAUCCUUAAAUGACCCUGGCUGUUAAUAGGACGUUUAAAAAUACUUACCAAAUCAUGGGUAUACCAGGUAUAUUAUCAGGAUGUUUUUUUCUUGAAUUUUAAUUGGACAAGAUGUAAAAAAAAAUAAGAAUUAAGGAGAAGCAUAACACUUGGUAUAAUGAAAUAUUUUUUCAGUUUUCAUGUACGUGUAACAAUUUUGAGGUCACGUUGAAAAAUGUACAUAAAUAUUGUAGUUUAUGAAACACACCUACAAACUAUAUAGAUCAGUCUUAGUAUUAAAUGUUUGUUAGUGCUAAUUCUGAUGUCAUAGAUAUAGACACAGAAUAUUUUGAUACAAAAUGAAUGUAAAAACCAAUUUAAGUUAUAGAGUGAGUGUGAAUUCCAAACAAGUAACUUGCAAAAUGUAUAAUUUGAUAUGUAUUUUGAAUGAAUGUUAUGUAAAUGGAAUUAUCUGAACACAAAUUGCAUACACACCUGGCAGGCUAUUGGUGUGAUCUAGGAUCCUUGUUGAAAUAAUCUUGGAAAACUUCAUAAACAAACUAAGGUAGAGAAUAUAAAUUCUAUCCAUAAUACUCCAUAGAAAAAGAAAGAAAUGAUUGAUUUAUUAUUUAAGUUGUGUCGUAUGCUAUUGUUUGGUACAAUUAUUCAUUGAACAAGUCUUGACUAGAAUAAUGUAAUUUGAGAGAGAAAAAAAUUAGCAUUCAUGCAUUUUAUACUGUUUGAUAAAAUGAAUUUGUGAUAUACAACCUGAGAAUUGAUUGUGGAAAACAAUGUCGGUAAUGCUGCUUAGUAAAUGCAUUUGAUGAUAAAGUUCUUGAUUCUACUGCUAUUGUAUAAUGAAAAUUUUAUUUUUACAAAAAAUUAAAAUAUUGAAUGAACUUAAGCAAUAAAAUUCAUAAUUUGCAAAUGAUGUUUAUACUGUUCACUGUUGCGUAUCAUAAAAUUACCCUCAUUGCAGAGGAAAACAAAGAGUGAAAACUGAGCUAUUGGAAAUUUUGUUCCCAUACAGUAUAUAUCAAUUGAAUUAAAUGUGUAUGAUUAUUUCUAAUUCUAAGUGUGAUCAUCGUUGGAAACCCAUUAGUCUGUGUCCUGUCGUUUGCUUUUGUAUCACAAACGACAAAGCAGAAUCUUGUUUGUUUCUGAUGAUGAAGUGUGAUACGUCUUUCUGUUGAUCAAAAUCUUGAAAUAUGUUCUGAAUCUGUCACUGUGAUGUUAGAAAUCUAGUAAUCUGUCCUGUAUAAGAUGAUGAAGUGGUCUUACAUUGACCCUGUCAUUUUGGGCAGAUUUGUCCUCUAUUACUAGCGAUGUACACUUUGUUGAUGUACGACAUUCUGUGGUAAUUUACACAAUAUUUUGUGUAUUAUUAGGUAUUAUUAACAACAAAAAGAGUUUUGUAAAUAUUGCAAUUGUGAAAGGAAAUUGUUGUGAUUAAUUCAAUUUUUUCCUUACAUUAUUUUGAUACUUUCAUGCAAUUACUGUUUGCAUGUUCCAAAAACAUGAUUGAUAAAAAAGUACAAGAAGA
Molecule: messenger RNA, 6650 nt
Organism: Pecten maximus
Lineage: Eukaryota; Metazoa; Mollusca; Bivalvia; Pectinida; Pectinidae
Product: E3 ubiquitin-protein ligase TRIM33-like
Exons: 10
Coding region: 135-3386 (1083 amino acids)
Molecular function (GO): zinc ion binding; protein binding
Source: RefSeq, a predicted model, not a curated record